Molecule: messenger RNA, 450 nt
Organism: Candidula unifasciata
Lineage: Eukaryota; Metazoa; Mollusca; Gastropoda; Stylommatophora; Geomitridae
Source: the annotation of a GenBank genome assembly
AUGGCCGGGGUUUUGUUUGAGGACAUUUUUGAUGUGAAACAUGUCGAUCCUGACGGCAAAAAAUUCGACAGAGUGUCCAGACUGUUCUGUGAGAGUGAGUCCUUCAAGAUGGACCUGAUACUUGACGUCAACACGCUAAUUUACCCCGUGGAACUGGGUGAUAAAUUUCGACUUGUCAUCGCCACCACACUCCGCGAGGACGGCUGCCCGGACGACGGCGAGUUCAACCCGACCAGCACCGGGCCCAGCCGGGCGGAUCAGUUCGAGUACGUCAUGUACGGCAAGGUCUAUCGCAUCGAGGGCGAUGACGGAUCCAUGGAUUCCUCCAGACUGGCAGCCUACGUGUCGUUUGGCGGACUUCUAAUGAGGCUCAAGGGGGACUCCAACAACUUACACGGAUUUGAGAUCGAUUCCCGGGUCUACCUCAUGAUGAAGAAGCUGGCCUUCUAA